This is a messenger RNA of Hirundo rustica (Barn swallow), 6282 nucleotides long. RefSeq names its product ribosomal RNA processing 15 homolog (gene RRP15). Gene Ontology annotation, biological process: maturation of LSU-rRNA; maturation of 5.8S rRNA. The transcript has 5 exons. Gene Ontology annotation, cellular component: preribosome, large subunit precursor. Lineage: Eukaryota; Metazoa; Chordata; Aves; Passeriformes; Hirundinidae. The coding region runs from base 30 to 824 and encodes 264 amino acids. The record is from RefSeq and is a predicted model, not a curated record.
AGCGCGGCACGGGGCGGACCCUGGGGAAGAUGGCGGCGGCCGUGGCGAGCCCACGUGGGCGCGGGUCCGCGGACACCGACACAGAUACGGACAGCGGUUCUGAGUUAAGCUCAGAACUUCCAGAAGACAGCUACUCUUCGGGAGGUGAAGCCCUGGAUGGUGAUGAUGAAGAUGAAGCAGCAGCCCCUGGCAACGUGGCUGAAGAGGCAACAAGCUCCAAAGAUGGCCCAAGUUCAGGAUGGGCAGAUGCCAUGGCAAAAGUGCUCAACAAAAAGAUUCCCCAGAAUAAGUCCACCAUCUUGGCCAAGAAUAAAACCCUGGAGAAGGAGAGAGAGAAAAAAAAACAAGAGAGGCAAGAAAAGAAGAUGAGGCUCGAGAAAAAGCGGGAGUGGGAAAUGAUGUGCCGAGUGAAGCCAGAUGUUGUCAAAGACCGAGAGAAGGAAAGAAAUCUUCAGAGAAUUGCCACAAGAGGUGUUGUGCAAUUAUUCAAUGCCGUCAGGAUGCACCAGAAGAAAAUGGAAGAGGAGGUGAAGAAAGCCGGGAGCUCUGAGAGGAAGCGCGCGAAACUGAUGUCUUCUGUUUCAAAGAGAGAUUUCAUCGAUGUUUUAAGAAACAUGGACGGUGCUAAAGGAGGCAAGAAUCCUGCUGGAAAGGCCACAAAAAGUAAACAGGGUGAAGUGAAAUCUGAAGAGGGGCCAGAAUGGAAUAUACUGCGUGAUGACUUCAUGAUGGGAGCUUCGAUGAAGGACUGGGACAAGGAAAGCGAUGGAGAGGGCAACAGUGAAGAAGGAGGUGGUCUGAAACAAGAAGAUGACAGUGACUGAAUGAAACAGAAAACAAUUCAAGAUCGUGUUUUAUCUUCUUAAGUUUGUUUGGAUAAAAAGUCAGCAUUCUAUGAAUGUACAACACUUGGAGGAUACCUCUUUUAAAAGAAAAAAAAAAAAAAGACUUACACAACCUUGGAGUAUUUUCUCCUCCAUGUCAAACUUUUAUUUAAUAUAGCUCCGUUUGCUAUACUGAAAUCCUGAAAUAUUUUCCAAAACAAGUAUAAUUUUCAACAUAUUUCCAAAACAUUUUGUACAGUCAAAAUAGUGGCACUUGCCCAAUGAAAGACAGAUUUUGCCAAGGUCAUUAAAAGUUUAUACAUUAGUCAUGGCAAUUGAUGUAUUAGUGUGCCUGCAUUUCCAAAUCACUGCUGCACUUUGAAAAGUUGUUGCAAUUUGCAAUAGAAAUGACUUACAAUAAACACAGAAAUGCCGUCACCUUGUAAAGUUAUCGGACUCCUAUAGAGUCUUUACUACUUUGGCCAGAAAAGGUUCUGUAGAUAAUAAAGGAAAGUAACCAUUAAUGUGAUAGUUCUGGUCUUGGAGCAUUAAUUUGAUUGGGGACAACUCUGGAAACAGAAUCGUUAGGAGAGAGACUUGACCCUACUUUAGUGUUUAUAUGUGUAUGUAUAUAUGGUUUUUCCAUUGCAAGUCUGAGUUUGUAUAAGCUGAGAGUGUGGUAGGAGAGGAAAGGACAGUCAUUGCCAUUGGUUUCAUUGGGGAGGGAGAGCUUUACUAGCAGUCCCACAGAGGACUGUGUUCAGUGUUGCUUCACUUGCAGUUGUGGUGUUCUGGCCUUUUUCAGUGAGGAGCCGGAGCUCCGAGAUUCAUCCUGUGGGUUUAGUCGGGUCUGGUGCCAAGUCAGAUCUAAUUCCUCAGGUCUGCAAAGGGUCAGACCAGAGCCCUUCCUCUUAGGUGUGGGCCAUAAGAGUAACAAAUUUGGAAGCCAUCUCUCAGGAUAAUACAAUUGCCUUUGUUUAAGCUACAGCAGUUUCUCCUCAGUAGUUGUUGGUUGCAGAGGUGCAGAAGCUAACACACGUAAUAAGAAUAUAUUUUAUAUAAGCCUAUGCAUACAGAAGGAAUUGUGUGGUGGUAAGGGUGUUCUAAAUGAGAGGCUGGGGUUGAAUUCUGCUGCCUUUGCUGUUCCAGACUGACUGUCUGAUGCUGUGUCAUUUGUUUAACUUUGCUAUCACAUUUCCCCAUUUGCUAUGUGAAGAAAAAGCCUUGGGGCCUAUUAAUUGAUAGUUAAAAUACAUGGUACUGUUCUGUCCCUUUCUGCAGAUGCCUUACAGACAAACCUUUCUUUGUACCUCCUUUUAGGCAAGAUAUGAUUAGGAGCAACUUUAAAAUUUUCAGUCUUCAGCAUUGAAGUGUGCAGUAGGAUUUAGAUUUUCCUAACAAAGGCAUUGUUUGGACUUUGUGUGUUCUGCAGGAUAAAAAAUACGGGUACAAAAUGGCAGAGAAACCCAUCCCAACAACUGGCAAUCAUUGUCUUAUCCCUAGCCUAUUCAUCUGGUAUAUAUUGUAGCGUAAUUCUUCCAGGAGAGCUCAAAGCUAACAGGAGAAAUGUUUAGAUUUUCAAGCUGUUUUGAGUGUUAAACAUAUUAGAAAUCUGAGGAGACAUUAGUUUGUGGCCUGAUAUUUAUUAUCACAAAUGAAGGCAUACACCCAAAAUACCAAGUGGCAAAACCACAGAAGUUUGACAUAUGGUUAUCCCGGCUUCUGAAGGCUCAACAUCUGUACAGCUGUGCAGUGGGAGUCACCAUCUCAUUAGUGCAGUGUGAAAAUGUGCUGCAAUGGGGUUUGAGUCCAUGAAGCAGCAUGACAUUCUAACCUGACACUGCUUUCUCUCUACAGAGUUCAGCUGUUUUCUGUGGAAAAAUUACAUCAGCACCCUUAAAUCUACAAUUGUUCUCUAGUUUCAUAUCAGCAGUUUUCUUUCCAUAAUCAAACUUCUGGAAAAUAAUCUAAGUUUUCCUUAGGAACUGCGACAUCCUGAGGUAAUUAUUAAAAAUUUCAGAAUACUGUCCAAAUACUUUUGGAAUACUUGGGUGUUUAUUUGUGCUUUUUUGGAGUAAUGUUUUGAUUAAAGCACUAAAGUGUCUCUAGUGUGUUUAAGAAAAAUGUAGAAUCUAUCAUUAUUGCUUAAGGUAUUUUGAGCUCUCAUUUAAUUUAGAGUGCAUAGCCUAUAUAUGGAGAGCAUUUCUUGCCCUUUAAGAAUUUUUAUGUAUAUUGAGUAGUUAUUUAAAUUUUAUACUGUAUCUUGUCUUUGCCUUGUCUUUUUUUUUUUUUUUUUUGUGCCAUAUGCCUAAGAAUUGCUAAAAUUGCUAACUAGAUAUUUUGAUUUUAGUCUGCUUUAUUUCACAAGUUUUGUUUUUGUUGACUAGCAGUUCAAAAGAUCUUGUUUGGCCCAGGCACCUUCCAGUCUCUUCUCUGGGCUGCCCUACCCCCUUUUUCAGUAAUGUUCUUCCUCUUCAGCAGCUACCAAGAACAACCUUCAGCAGCUUUUCCCAGCAGUCAGAGUGCUCGCUCUGUUUUUCCUGCUCCCAUGAAUAUCUCUGCUCAAGCAAAGCUGUGCUGCUGCCCUUCAUUCCAGAGAGCAUGAAUCAUCUCAACUUUGUAUAUUUCUGUACCUAUCUAUAUAAAGCCAAUAAGGAUGGGGUGGUUCCAGUUUUGUUAGGCUUCAAGCCAAUUCCAGAGUAUGUAAAGUUUAAUAUUCUAUGGAUUGCACGCAAAGCAAGGGUUUUGUUUAAUAAGAGAAGGCACAGGGUCAGCUCUUCCCCAUGUCUCUCGUCCUCUGGUCUAAUUUCUCCUCGCAUUAAUUGUGCUAACUUUUUUCCAGCAAGGAAGGCAUGAGUUGGCCUAUGGAAAAAAAUAACUGUCUUGUCCCUGCUUUUCUUCAGCCUCCUGUUAGGGAAACACUUCGGGAGUGGUGAUGGAAUAUCCUUGUUGUGCCUGAUGCCACUGUACCACAGCAUCUUCUCUGCUGAAAGCUGGAGGGAAGAGCUCCCACUUCUGCAGCUGUGAGGCAGAUUCUCCUGGGUUCACAAGCUGAGCAGAACAAAAGAGCUGGAAGCUGCUUCCUGGUGAAGAUAGGGCUUUUUUUGUCUGAUGUGUUUUGAAGAGAGAAAUUAAUUGUUUGGAGGCCAUAAAAGUUUUUUGACUAUCUGAUGCUUCCAGAAGAAGGUGGUCUGUAGAGCUGCAUCUGUUCAGAGCUGGCUCAGUAGCGGUCUCUGGGGAGGAAGGCAGAAGUCAUCUGGCACAAAACACUCCGCACAACUGAAAAUGACAAACUUCUCAUUCUUAUGAAAUGAGUCCUGGCACAGUUAAUAUACACACAGAGCAGUCAUCAGUGUUGUUCACUUCCAAUCCCUGCAAAUUGCUCAAUGAUUUCUUCAAGACUUGCUGAGGUAAGGAGUGAGAGGGCCAGGAGAAGGCUUGAGGUAGUGGAGACUCAGGAUCAUGUUACACAGAUUGGGUCCUUGUGCUAAAUAAGAUGUUAAACUCGGGAGUCUAAGACCUCAGACACUGGAGACUGAACAAGUUCUUGAUUAACAGAUGGUGGAAGACUGUACAUUUCAUUUACUGCUAUUCUAAAGCAGUGGCUUCUAACCUCUUGCAGCAUGUAAACCUCCAGUGUUUCACCUGUGUAAGUGAUCUAGCAGACGAGGGCUUUUUUCUUUAUAAUUCUUCUUCAGACUUUUAGCAAUGGCUGAUACUUCUUAGAUAAGCAGUGUUUUCAAAUGCAUCUUUUCAAUUGCUUUUCUGUCUUAAGGGACAUGUUAAAAAUGAAACUCCAGUCAAACUGAAUACCUUCAACAUGAAAGAUCCUUGUGUUUGUGUAAUGCUCCAUCCCUUGAAACGACUUAUUUUUGUUUAAAUCCAUAUGUUUAACCUGUUGGAUACAAAAUUGUUAAAUGCACCAGGGCACUUUGAUCGAGCUUUUGGGUGUGAACUCAUGAGCACAAGGAGUUUACAAGAGGCACUUGGGAAGGUUAUUUUAGGAAUACUCAUAAAAAGCAUUAUUUCUUCACAGUGACACAGUUGGUUCAGUAGCCCAUUCUCUCAUGCCAGUGCAUGAACUUUUGGAGCAUCAUUUUACAACAUUUUCUUAGUGUUUCUUCACUGUUUUCAGUAAAUGUGGUGGUGUUAAUUGCAAACUGCUAACCAGGGUCAGACUUGCAUUGAGAUUUUCAUCCCAUUAGGAUUUCUUACAUAGUAUUCUCAGAAGUAGCUGAAUAAUUAAUAGAACGUGUUCACUUACAGGAUAAACUAGUUACACUUCUUAUCAGAAACUUUGUGCCGUAAUUAAGAAAUGGUUAAAUAUAAAGCCUGCUGAUGUUAUGUUAGUAGUCCUUUAAGUCAUGUGUCGUAGGCAUGUGUGAUCAUAAGUAGAAGGUAACGGGGUUGUUUGCCAUAGUUCUAAAAUCUGAUGUACUUUAAGAUUCCACUAGCCAUUUAUGAGCCCUUUAUAAAGUGUAUUAUGAAUAUAAUCGUGAUGAUUGUGACUUAAGGCCUGUGGCUAUUCAGUCACUGUCUUGCUUUGAACUUUGCUUUUCUAUCCUGAUAAAGGAGGACAUUCUCCAUUGUUCAGAACAGAAAAGCUUAAAAGUGUUGCUUGAUUCAAGCAACAAGAUAGUGAAAAGCUUUCCUGAUUAUGUGCACUUUGCAUUGACUUCCAAGUUGAGUACAGUUUAUCUCAAGAGGAUUUUCUUUGGUUUUAAGUGACCCAUAAACUGCAAGUUUUGUGGGCAGUGAAGCAGCUGAACGAAAACUCUCAGCGGAGAGCUGAGUCCCCGAGCUGUUGGUAAUUGAGCCUUUGAUGUACUCGCCCAUAGCACCUUCACUGUCACACCUCGCAGGGCUGCUUGGAGGCAAUGGGCAGUCAAACACAUCUCGUCAGUCUUUCCACCAUGGGGUACUCUGCAUCCUCACUUAUAACCCCAGCGAGCUUCAAAAGAGGUUCACACUGCACAGUAGUGCAAUAUUGCUGCAAUAGUGCACCUCUGUACAAAAGGUAACAACGGUGUGGUUUCGUAUAUGGUGGCUUUUUAGAGGAGUGAAGUGUUUGACAGUACCUGCUGAGAUGUGGUACAUCCUUAUGAAAGAAAUGCUCAUUAAGAAAAGACUUCAUAAAAUUCUGAAGUGUCUCUUCAUGAUUAACAGAAAAAGACUGAAGAUUUUUCAGAACCUUCAGAAAAGACCCUCAAUUUAAGGAUGCAUUACUCAGCCAAAGCAAGUUAUUAGACCCAAGUAUAAAUAUACUUCCACCGUGAACACUGGUCAAAUUGGGAGGAUGAUAUAUUGAUCUUCUUUCUUGUGGAUUGUGUUAGAAAGGGACUGGUCAGGCCUUGCAAGAUGCUGAACAUCUUUCUGAUGCAGCACCACAACCAGCAGGUCAGACCAGGACUGCCAGUGCCACUGCUGUUCUCUCCAUGUGCUAUGUUUUGCCUUUUUU